AUGCAAAGCUCCCCCGGGGUGCGUCAGCCCCUUCUGCUUUAUAAAGAGGCUUUGCUUUUGGGGAGGGUCACCUGCAGCGGCUCCACCGACAGCUCGCAGGAGCCCCCACGUAACGGGACCCCGGGGCCUUUCGAUGGCCCCCAGUGGCCCCACCAAGCCCCGCGGGGCAUGUACCUGUCGGUGGCCGUGCUGAUGGGCAUCGUUGUGGUCUCCGCCUCCGUUGUGAAUGGCUUGGUCAUCGUGGUUUCCAUCAGGUACAAGAAGCUCCGGUCGCCCCUGAACUACAUCCUGGUGAACCUGGCCGUGGCCGACCUGCUGGUGACGCUCUGCGGCAGCUCCGUCAGCUUCUCCAACAACAUCAACGGCUUCUUCGUGUUUGGCAAACAGAUGUGUGAGCUGGAGGGCUUCAUGGUCUCCCUGACAGGCAUCGUGGGGCUGUGGUCCCUGGCCAUCCUGGCCUUCGAGCGGUACGUUGUGGUCUGCAGACCCCUGGGAGACUUUCGGUUCCAGCACCGGCACGCCGUCGGGGGCUGCGCCUUCACGUGGAGCUGGUCACUGCUCUGGACGACCCCACCGCUGCUGGGCUGGAGCAGCUACGUGCCCGAAGGUCUGAGAACCUCUUGUGGGCCCAACUGGUACACCGGUGGCAGCAACAACAACAGCUACAUCUUGGCCUUGUUUGUCACCUGCUUCGUGAUGCCCCUCAGCCUGAUUCUCUUCUCCUACACCAACCUGCUGGUGACCCUGCGAGCGGCUGCGGCGCAGCAGCGGGAAUCGGACACGACGCAGCAGGCGGAGCGGGAGGUGACGCGCAUGGUGAUCACGAUGGUGGUGGCCUUCCUCAUCUGCUGGCUGCCCUACACCACGUUUGCCCUGGUGGUGGCCACCAACAAAGACAUCGCCAUCCAGCCGGCUCUCGCAUCCCUGCCCUCCUACUUCUCCAAGACUGCCACGGUUUACAAUCCCAUCAUCUACGUCUUCAUGAACAAACAGGUGAGAGAAAAAGCCAUUAGCCAACGAACCACAGCUUCACUGGGGCUUCUGGAUAACGACUUAAUGGCCUCAUAAAAUGUGGAGGAACCAUCUAUCCUAUCUGGAAGCGUAGACACAGGCUCGAUCCGGGAGCUGCUCUAUAAGCAGCAAGGUUUUGGGGAAUAA
Chroicocephalus ridibundus (black-headed gull) is the source of this 1158-nucleotide messenger RNA. RefSeq names its product pinopsin-like. Gene Ontology annotation, biological process: G protein-coupled receptor signaling pathway; visual perception; cellular response to light stimulus. Lineage: Eukaryota; Metazoa; Chordata; Aves; Charadriiformes; Laridae. The record is from RefSeq and is a predicted model, not a curated record. Gene Ontology annotation, molecular function: G protein-coupled photoreceptor activity. Gene Ontology annotation, cellular component: photoreceptor outer segment; plasma membrane.